UCCCGUAGGCUCGAAAGGACAAACCAUCACCUGUGGUCAAGUGAAUAGGUCCCAUAGUGUUUUGCUAUUACAAGCAAGUGUUAAAUAUUGUCGUUUGGUGAGCAUGCUAGACAAAUUACUUCCUAACAGUAAGAUUUGCAUCUUGAGUGGUGCCGUCCAGAAUUUGCAACUUAAGAGGGAGUUGUGGAAAGUCGAACCCUCAACAACCGCAAAAAAUUGCAAGAACUUGAUCAGGGAGAUUGUCGAAGGUCUCAAUUUACAGCCAAAUCCGGAAAAACCGGUUAUUGCUUUGUCUCUAGGAGAUCCGACCAUCUACGGCAACCUUAAACCGUCCGCAGAAACAACCAAAGCGGUGCUCGACGUCCUCUACGAAGGUCUGUGCAACGGAUACGCGCCGAGUGUUGGCUACGAGGCAGCUCGAGCAGCUGUAGCUGAGUACCUCAGCUAUGAUGGAGCCGUCUACCAAUCCACAGACAUCGUGCUAUGCAGCGGCUGUUCUUCAUCCCUGGAUAUUUGCAUUGCCGCUUUGGCAGAUGCGUCCCGAGGCCAGAACAUCCUCAUUCCGAGGCCUGGAUUCGCGAUCUAUCGGACGCUGGCGGAGUCCAUGGGAGUCGAGCCGAGGUAUUAUAACUUGAACCCCGAGAAUCACUGGGAAGCAGAUCUGGAACAUUUGGAGGCGCAAAUUGACCAAAAAACCGCUGCAGUGAUUUUGAAUAAUCCGUCCAAUCCGUGCGGCUCGAAUUACAGCGAGGAACAUCUUAGGAACUUCCUAGAAGUGGCCCGAAGGCACAGACUUCCGGUGAUUGCAGAUGAAAUCUAUGAGCGCCUGGUAUAUCCUGGGAAAAAGUUUAUUUCAACAGCCGCAUUGUCUUCGGAAGUACCCAUUUUAGUAUGCGGAGGUUUAGCCAAGAGAUUCUUGGUCCCAGGCUGGAGGCUAGGAUGGAUUGCUGUGCAUGACCCCAUUGGGGCUUUUGAGCACAUCCGGAAAUCCUUGGCUAGUCUCAGUCAGAGGACUAUUGGAAGCAACACUUUGAUACAAGGUGCAAUACCGGCCAUCCUUCAAAACACCCCUCAAUCAUUCCAUGACGGCCUGGCUAAAACUUUGGCCCUUCACGCGGAUAUUGCUUUCGAGCGUUUCAGCCAAAUUCGCGGAUUGACCCCCUUCAGACCCGAGGGAGCCAUGUACAUGGUGGUGGAGAUCAGUCUCAGGCACUUUCCCAAAUUCACUAGUGGCCUAGACUUUGCGGUCCAAAUGAUGAGGGAAGAGUCAGUCUUCUGUUUGCCCGGAGAGUGCUUCCAGAUUCCCGGCUUUCUGAGGAUUGUGCUGACUGUUCCGCUGCAAAGCCUCGAAGAGGCAUGCGAUAGGAUUGAGGAGUUUGGCCACCGCCACUACGUCGAGUAGGCCGUUGAAUAAAAUAUGUUUAGUUCUAGUGAUUUUCCAACACUUUUAAGUGUAAUUACUGCUUGUUUAAUAAACACAUCACUUACGGCAA
This is a messenger RNA of Dendroctonus ponderosae (mountain pine beetle), 1493 nucleotides long. RefSeq names its product tyrosine aminotransferase. Gene Ontology annotation, molecular function: pyridoxal phosphate binding; L-tyrosine:2-oxoglutarate transaminase activity. Gene Ontology annotation, biological process: biosynthetic process; aromatic amino acid metabolic process. The record is from RefSeq and is a predicted model, not a curated record. The transcript has 6 exons. Bases 104 to 1402 code for a protein of 432 amino acids. Lineage: Eukaryota; Metazoa; Arthropoda; Insecta; Coleoptera; Curculionidae.